Molecule: messenger RNA, 495 nt
Organism: Phycomyces blakesleeanus NRRL 1555(-)
Lineage: Eukaryota; Fungi; Mucoromycota; Mucoromycetes; Mucorales; Phycomycetaceae
Exons: 10
Coding region: 1-495 (164 amino acids)
Source: RefSeq, a predicted model, not a curated record
AUGGCUAAUUUGAAACGCUGCGGCCUUUAUUCUAUGAGUAUGCUGUGGUACACUGUAGGAUGUGUUAGUACUCGGUGUAGAUCAGUGAAGUGUGUUCUAUGCUUAGCUUUUUUCAAAGAGGAAUUCCGUAGUCCGGGAGAAAAAGAUCUCCCGAAAGAUAUUAUGACUAAGUUUUUCGAAAUAUCAUCAAAAUGUCGAUCGUUUAAUUCUGUCCUGAUUAAGGCAAUAGUAUCAAUAUUUUGCACAGGCAGCAGCAGAUUCACUAUUCUGACAACCUUGUGUGACUUGAAAAAUACAGAGAAGCUCAUCCCUUUAAGUAACAUGGCCUUUAUAAUAUAUACAUAUGAAGAAGUAGAAGAAGAAGGAGAAGGAGAAGGAGAAGGAGAAGGAGAAGGAGAAGGAGAAGGAGAAGGAGAAGGUAUGUAUUAUAUAAGAGUAAGGACAAGGACAAGAAUCCACUUUCCCAUCUACAAGACAUCCGAGGACUGCCUUUAA